This is a messenger RNA of Carya illinoinensis, 1009 nucleotides long. Its product is annotated as thaumatin-like protein 1b. Gene Ontology annotation, biological process: defense response. Lineage: Eukaryota; Viridiplantae; Streptophyta; Magnoliopsida; Fagales; Juglandaceae. Gene Ontology annotation, cellular component: extracellular region. Bases 105 to 851 code for a protein of 248 amino acids. The record is from RefSeq and is a predicted model, not a curated record. The transcript is spliced from 2 exons.
CUCCCUGCAUAUGUGUAUAUAUACCACACCGACCCAGCUCUGCAUAUUAUAUACAUUCAGAUCAUCAAAUUACUUCGCCUAUCUAUCUAUAUAUCUAUCCAUCAAUGAUGAAGACCCUUUCACUCAUGAUCUCCGGCCUUGCCUUGGCCUCCUUUUUUCUCUUUGGUGCUCAAUCCGCUAGAAUAACUUUCACAAACAACUGUCCCAAUACAAUCUGGCCGGGUACCCUAACUGCUGAUCAGAAACCUCAACUAUCAACAACCGGAUUUGAGUUAGCAUCCAAAGCAUCCACAUCACUGGAUGCCCAAGCUCCCUGGAAAGGCCGUUUUUGGGCACGAACUGGUUGCACCACGGAUGCCUCAGGAAGGUUCUCUUGCGCUACUGCGGAUUGCGCCUCCGGACAGGUUACAUGCAAUGGCAAUGGUGCAGUCCCGCCGGCAUCUUUGGUAGAAAUCAACAUAGUAGAGAAUGGUGGGCAAGACUUUUAUGAUGUCAGCCUUGUCGAUGGCUUCAACCUGCCUGUUUCAGUGAGCACAGAAGGAGGGAGCGGUGAAUGCAAGACCUCGAGUUGCCCAGCCGAUGUGAACGCGGCUUGCCCGGCAGAGCUACAAGUGAAAGCCGCAGAUGGGAGCGUGAUCGCAUGCAAGAGCGCAUGCACAGCGUUCAAUCAGCCACAAUACUGCUGCACUGGCAACUUCAGUACCCCAGCAACAUGUCCUCCCACGAACUAUUCAAUGAUCUUCGAGAACCAAUGCCCUCAAGCUUAUAGCUAUGCUUAUGAUGAUGUGAAUAGCACCUUUACCUGCUCUGGUGCGCCUAAUUACGUUAUCACUUUCUGCCCUUCAAGUUGAUCAUGAGAUGAGAACAAGAAUUAUGCAUGCAUGCAUAUUGCAUGCGUUCUGAGCUUCUCUUUAUAAUAGUUAUAAUAAUAAUUGACUAUGUAACAGAUAAUAAUGAAUUUCAUUACUACAUAUAGAAAAUUCAUAAAUAAAUGGGCAAAUUAUAUAAA